UUGCAAUAUUGAGCCGUAUAUUGAACAAGGCACCUGCGAUUGGUAAAUUAUUUUUAUUUUUGUAAUUUUUGAACAUAUUUUUGAGGGAAAAUAUCUAAAAACAAAUUUAAUUAUAUUAGUACUUAAAUAACUAUUUUGCUUUUUUGGGGGAGGGGAAUACCUAAUUCUGAAUUUCUAACACGUUGCUGCAACCGGCCAAAUUUCUUCUACUGAGCAAUUAUCGAGGAUUGGAGGUUUACCCUAUAAAAUACAUGCUGCUGUUGGUAUUGGGAAGAAGACUUUUACUGCCCCGGGAGAUGGAUAAAGAGUUUGAAGGGUUGAAAAAAGAAGAAAAGAGGGGUAUGACCGCAGUGUAUGCGGAUUACUUUGAGGAAUUUUGUUUGACUAUUUUUGGUAUUUAG
Messenger RNA from Meloidogyne enterolobii, 401 nucleotides. The record is from the annotation of a GenBank genome assembly. NCBI's taxonomy places the organism in Eukaryota, Metazoa, Nematoda, Chromadorea, Rhabditida, Meloidogynidae.